Molecule: messenger RNA, 2515 nt
Organism: Daphnia magna
Lineage: Eukaryota; Metazoa; Arthropoda; Branchiopoda; Diplostraca; Daphniidae
Gene: Mgat2
Product: alpha-1,6-mannosyl-glycoprotein 2-beta-N-acetylglucosaminyltransferase
Exons: 8
Coding region: 397-1776 (459 amino acids)
Biological process (GO): protein N-linked glycosylation; oligosaccharide biosynthetic process
Cellular component (GO): Golgi stack; Golgi membrane
Molecular function (GO): alpha-1,6-mannosylglycoprotein 2-beta-N-acetylglucosaminyltransferase activity
Source: RefSeq, a predicted model, not a curated record
UGUUUAUGUCGGCAGCGGCAUGAUUGGCCUGCUUUUUCGUUCGGGAUUCGGUAUUUUGGUUCCACUUUCAUCAGUUUCGUGAUCUCAGUUGUAGGAAAGCAGUGGAGAAAUUCCGGCCUGCUUCGGGGUUCUCCCUGCGUUUGUGUCGUUGAGUGUACUCGGAAGCUUUCUCCUUGGCUUUCUUCCGGAAAUUUGACAUCUUCAUUCUGUACCGUGGUUGCUAGAGAUUUGUUUAUUCUACAAUGAGUUCUCUACCGAAUCUCGCCAAAUCUAUUUUUUUAUUCAUUUCUUGACCAUUUGUGCAUAUUCCGCUACCUCGUUUUGAAUAGUGAGACUUUUUUAUUCAGAGGCGUGAGAGACGGUGAAAGUCUCCCUUUCACCAUAAACCAGAUUAAAAUGUUUCUUGUCACAAAGCUACGCAAGAGUUUCUUGAUGAGAGUAUGCCUAACAUUGGCAGUAGUCUCUCUCCUCUGGCUCCAUGUUGGAGUAUUCAUUUAUCGGGGAGCUGAAAUUGACUUUGAACAUAGGUUUAAUAGCAGCUCAGUUUUAUUAAAUCAUCCAAACUUCAGUAAUAUAGAACUUGCCAAACCCACAAACCUGACUGUUCCAGAACUGAUGGAAAAAAUAACCAUUGAAAAUAAUGAACAGAAAAUUUGGAAUUCAAAUCAUAUUCCAUGGCCACCAGUAAACGAAACUGAAAUUUGGCCUAAAGGAAUCGUGAUUACAAUUCAAGUGCACAAUCGUAUAUCGUACUUAAGGAAGUUACUUAGAAGUCUAUCUCAGGCAGCAUGGAUAGAGAGAGCCCUACUUAUAUUUUCACACAACAUUUAUAGUGAAGAAUUGAAUGAUAUUAUACAAUCCAUUCCCUUUGCUGCUGUGAUGCAAAUCCACUUUCCCUAUUCCACUCAGCUCUUUCCGUCUACGUUUCCGGGAGACUCUCCUUCCGAUUGUCCAAGAGAUAUCAACAAAGAGCGGGCGGUUGCUGUUGGAUGCAGUAACGCCCAAACCCCAGAUUUGUACGGUCACUACCGUGAAGCGCGCUACAGCCAAACAAAGCAUCAUUGGUGGUGGAAAGUAAACUUCAUAUUUGGAAAAAUCAGAGCCCUUCGUCAUUACGAUGGUCCAGUCAUUUUUAUGGAAGAGGAUCACUAUGUUGCAGAAGAUUUUCUGCAUGUGCUUUGGCUUCAACAGAUAUUACUUAAAGGAGGGUCUAAAUGCAAUUUCUGCAAUCAAGCCCACAUUUUGUCGUUGGGAUCUUAUCCCAAAUACUUUAACCACCGUGAAGCAUCGAACAUGGUUGAAUUGUUACCUUGGUCAUCCAGCAAGCAUAACAUGGGCAUGGCAUUCAACCGUUCAGUUUGGCAGAAUUUCCAGAAAUGCUCUGAGAUGUUUUGUUCUGUGGAUGAUUACAACUGGGAUUGGAGCUUACUUCACGUUGCACAGAAAUGUUUACCGUCGCUAUUCGGCGAGCCAGCCAACGAGAAAGGGAAAUCAAAAUUCAUUUUAGGAGCCCUAGUUUUAAAGGCUCCUCGCGUUUUUCACAUAGGCGAAUGUGGGGUCCAUCACCGGAAAGCAAGUUGUGCGUCUGACACUUCGACGUUGCGGAAAGCAGAAACAUCGUUGAGGUCGGCGCGCAAGGCUGAAACCCUUUUCCCAACAACUUUGAGAACUAAAAAUAUGUUGGGUACCAAAGCUGUUCGUCUGAAGAAAGGAAAUGGAGGUUGGGGGGAUCCUCGUGAUAGAGAGUUGUGCCUAUCCCUCACCGUCAUCGACUAGUUGCCACCUGUAAGGUACCCUUUCGCUAGGGUAAGAAUCAGAUUAAAUCGAUUUUAGUUUUAGUUCUUAUCGACCAGGCGUCUUUGUAGAAGAAAUUUGCAUUAAGUACUUUCGAUACUUUCUACUUGCCCAGUCGCACAGCAUAUUGGGAAUAUUGUGAUACAAUAGACGAGAGUCACUUUUAAAUGGCACGCAAGUCGGCAUCCCCAAAAGUUCGAUUCGCACGAAAUCUACAAGUUGUCACGUGAACCAAUCGCAUAAAUCGGGGUUAAACGUCUUAAUUCGACACGCACACCCUAGUGAGCUUACUGUCUUUGGGUACAGGCAUUAACUGACACAGGUUCACAAAGUGUGUUUGGAGGCAUUUAUGUGCGUUUAAAAUCAUAAGUUGAUUUACUCUUGAUUUUCUAUUGGGUACGAUCUGUUUAGUUCUUUUUUUUUGUUGCCCUGUUUAAAAUUUCGUUUCUUCCACCGACCCUUACAUGGAAUGCGAUCGACUGUGCCUUCGAUGUACCCAACUCGAUAAUUCUAGAUAGAAACAGAGUCUAUUUCUAAUUAUACUUGUCGUCGUACGCGUGUAGGCAAAUGGAAAUGUAAUCCUUGACUAGUCAAUCAAAUCCCUGUCAAAAUAGCCUUUCUUUUUUCGUCCCAUUUAAAUGAGUUGUGUGGGUGUAUUUGUGUUUUCUAGCUGUCGGUGUAUUUUCCUCUACGAAACGAAUAGAUUUCUUUAUGGUGUAAA